CAGCUGCUGAAAUGUGAUACAAGCUGUUAACAAAACAGGAAGUUGGCUAGGCAGCUUUGCUUCUCAAGAUGGCAGUUUCUGGAUUUCCUCUUGGUGCCUUCAUACUUCUGUCACACAUUAGUUCUGUGGCUAAUUAUCCCGACGGAAGAGUAACGGCAUCUUGCCAUGAAAUGAUUCCUGAACAUGGUCACAUUCCACGCUCUGAUCCGAUUCACAACAUUUCAGUGAGUCAGAUGACAUUCACCUCAGGAGAUCAGAUCAAAGUUACUUUGUCAGGGCCAGAAUUUAAAGGCUUUCUCUUAGAAGCACGUGAUGCUAAUGCUCUGAGUGGCCCUCCUAUUGGCUUCUUCAAAUUGAUUGACAGUCGAGUGUCACAGCUUCUGACUUGUGAUGAUAUACAGGGAUCAGCUGUGAGUCACACAAAUCCACACAAAAAAACAGAAAUUAAAGUGUACUGGAAAGCUCCAAACGAUGCCCCCAAUCACAUACGGUUUCUAGUCACGGUUGUUCAGAAGUAUAAAACCUACUGGGUGAAGAUUCCUGGUCCUGUAAUUUCACAACCAAAUGCACCUCCUUUUACAACACCUGAAGCUACAGUAACACCGUUGUCAACUUUACCUCCAGUCUCUCACUUAACCAAAUCAUUCAGUGCUUCAGAUUGUGGGAACAAGAAGUUCUGUGUGCGGAGUCCUUUGAACUGUGACCCAGCAAAGGAGCGUGCCUGUGUCUUUCUGUCCUUCACACGAGAUGACCAAUCAGUCGUGGUUGAACUGAGUGGUCCCAGUAGAGGCUAUUUAUCCUUUGCGUUUUCUCAUGACCGAUGGAUGGGUGAUGAUGAUGCUUACGUGUGUAUUCACGAAGAUCAGACUGUGCACAUACAACCUUCUUACUUGACGGGGCGAAGUCACCCCGUGAUGAACUCUAAGGAUACUCUUGAGGAUAUGGCUUGGAGGUUGGAGGAUGGUGUUAUGCAGUGUUCUUUCAGAAGAAACAUUACCCUUCCUGGAGAUAAGAAUAGAUUUGAUCUAAACACAAGCUACUACAUAUUUCUAGCAGAUGGUGCAGCUGAUGAUGGUCGAAUUUAUAAGCAUUCCCAGCAUCCUUUGAUUACAUAUGAAAAACAUGAUGUGACAGACCAUCCAAAGAAUGUAGGAGGAUCCCGUUCUUUACUCCUUCUGAAGGCUCAUGGUGCCUUAAUGUUUGUGGCAUGGAUGACUACUGUUAGCAUAGGUGUAAUCAUUGCCCGGUUCUUCAAACCUGUUUGGUCAAAGACUCUCUUUGGUGAAUCAGCUUGGUUUCAGGUGCAUCGAAUGCUCAUGCUUACUACUUCUGCCCUCACCGGCAUCGCUUUUGUUCUGCCUUUCAUUUACAGAGGAGGCUGGAGUUGGCAUGCUGGUUGUCACCCAUACCUUGGUUGUAUAGUGAUGAUUUUAGCAGUUCUUCAGCCUCUGCUGGCAGCCUUCCGGCCACCAUUGUAUCACCAAAGAAGGGAAUUGUUUAACUGGACUCAUUGGGGUCUGGGAACAGCUGCUAGAAUAAUAGCAGUGGCAGCAAUGUUCCUGGGAAUCGAUUUACCAGGAUUGAAUCUUCCUGGCUCAUGGAAAACCUAUGCAAUGAUUGGAUUUGUAGCCUGGCACGUUGGAACUGAGGUUAUUCUGGAGAUACAUGCUUACCGACUCUCUCGCAAAAUUGAAAUAUUGGAUGAUGCUAGAAUUCAGAUACUUCAGUCAUUUACUGUAGCUGAAGCAGAAGGUUAUGCUUUUAAAAAGGCAGUGUUAGCAAUUUACGUCUGUGGGAAUGUGGCUUUUCUCAUCCUGUUCUUAUCCAAUAUCAACCAUCUAUGAGCAAGCAAAAACCUUGCUGUUACAGACCAGGUAAUAAUUAUCAUCAAGGCAAAGAAACUUGAAGCUGUACUGACUGCAUGAAUUCAUAUUCAUGAAUUCCAAUUUGGAAGACCAGGUCAUGUCCAUAGAGGAAUUAUGAAGUGUGGUCUUAAGAGAGCAAUAUUCAACAGGGUCCUAUGGACUAUAAUGUGAUGUCAAACCUUUAUGUGCAAUUCUGAGUCUUAUGGAGAGGGUAGUACUUCCUGGAAGAGAAGUGACUCUGUUAUGUCUACGCUGAGAUUUUUAAGAAUGUUAGCAUUUAAGAAAAUAAACAAGAGCCAUUUGGAAAAUAAAGGAUGUCAUUAGGAUUAAAAGAUUAAAGUAAAUAUAUUUUGAGCUAUAAAGGUGUUAUGGUACUUUAAAGAAAACAUUUUUACUGGUUUAUAUCAAUGGUGUUUCUUAGAACUUUUUGAGAAACUAUGGUUUUUGGUCCAGUUUUUGGAAUAUAUCUCUUACUUUAUGUAUUUUGUUACUUCUUUGGUAAAAGUAGAAAUGUGGCUGACCCUAUUGUAGGUUUCGUUAACGUUUAAAUAUAUUAUGAAUUAUAUAAUUUCCAUGAAAUGAAAGUGUGCAUCUUCUGCUUAAAAACUGCCUUUAUAAAUUCAUCAACAAAGCUAAAAUAGCAUUUUAUAUGUUAAUUAUUUUGACAAUAAGAUUUAAGUCCUAUAGCCUUUGGAGAUUGUAAACUUGCACUUCAAAAAUAAAGCUCACCCUUGUGAACAUGUCUAA
Pteropus alecto (black flying fox) is the source of this 2612-nucleotide messenger RNA. RefSeq names its product ferric chelate reductase 1 (gene FRRS1). Gene Ontology annotation, molecular function: oxidoreductase activity, acting on metal ions. The coding region runs from base 69 to 1844 and encodes 591 amino acids. The transcript is spliced from 16 exons. The record is from RefSeq and is a predicted model, not a curated record. NCBI's taxonomy places the organism in Eukaryota, Metazoa, Chordata, Mammalia, Chiroptera, Pteropodidae.